Elaeis guineensis (African oil palm) is the source of this 6369-nucleotide messenger RNA. RefSeq names its product callose synthase 3. The record is from RefSeq and is a predicted model, not a curated record. Lineage: Eukaryota; Viridiplantae; Streptophyta; Magnoliopsida; Arecales; Arecaceae. Gene Ontology annotation, cellular component: 1,3-beta-D-glucan synthase complex; plasma membrane. Gene Ontology annotation, biological process: (1->3)-beta-D-glucan biosynthetic process. Gene Ontology annotation, molecular function: 1,3-beta-D-glucan synthase activity.
CAAUGUUGCUUCAAGCAGCGCUUUGCACCGUCCUUUCUCUCCUCCCACCAUUCUACCAUUUUUUCUUUAUUUGCCACUCCGACCCGGGCUUCCCAUUCCUCCACUCCUCCCCGCCCGAACCCCUCCAAUCUCUCUUCUCCAACUCCUUGCAUUCUGAGCUCUCCAAUCCGACCUCCGGGAAAAAGAAACGGGUUUUUGAAGUUAAGCAGGGAUGUCUUCUUCUUCGAGAGGACGGCUGGAUCAGCCGCCGCAGCGGCGGAUACUCCGGACUCAGACGGCAGGGAAUUUGGGGGAAUCGUCGAUCUUCGACAGCGAGGUCGUCCCGUCCUCCCUUGUCGAGAUCGCCCCCAUCCUCCGUGUGGCCAAUGAGGUCGAGUCCCAGAACCCGCGGGUCGCUUAUCUAUGUCGAUUCUAUGCAUUUGAAAAGGCACAUAGAUUGGAUCCAACAUCAAGUGGGCGUGGUGUUCGUCAAUUCAAGACUGCGCUUCUACAACGGCUAGAAAGGGAGAAUGAUCCUACACGAAUGGGAAGGGUUAAAAAGAGUGAUGCACGAGAAAUGCAGAGCUUCUAUCAGCAGUACUACAAAAAAUAUAUCCAAGCACUCCAAAAUGCUGCUGAUAAAGCUGAUCGUGCCCGGCUUAUCAAAGCAUACCAAACUGCUGCUGUCUUAUUUGAGGUCUUAAAAGCUGUCAAUUUGACACAAUCUGUUGAAGUUGAUCAUGAGAUUUUGGAAGCUCACAAUAAGAUUGAGGAAAAGACAAAGAUCUGUGUUCCAUACAAUAUUCUGCCACUUGAUCCUGACAGUGCAAAUCAGGCUAUCAUGCAAUAUACUGAGAUUCGAGCUGCUGUUAAUUCUCUUCGCAACACAAGAGGCCUACCAUGGCCUAAGGAUCAUAAGAGGAAGGUUGAUGAAGACCUCCUUGACUGGCUACAAGCUAUGUUUGGGUUUCAGAAGGAUAAUGUUGCUAAUCAGCGGGAACAUUUGAUUUUGUUACUUGCAAAUGUCCAUGUUCGUCAAUUCCCAAAGCCUGACCAACAAGCCAAGUUGAAUGAACGUGCAUUGGAUGAUGUCAUGAAGAAACUAUUCAAGAACUAUAAGCAGUGGUGCAAAUACUUGGGUCGCAAGAGUAGUCUCUGGUUGCCCGCAAUUCAGCAGGAAGUGCAACAACGCAAGCUACUAUAUAUGGGUCUCUACCUGCUUAUAUGGGGGGAAGCUGCAAAUUUGCGAUUUAUGCCUGAAUGCCUUUGUUACAUCUAUCAUCAUAUGGCAUUUGAAUUGUAUGGAAUGCUAGCUGGGAAUGUGAGCCCAAUGACUGGUGAGAACAUAAAGCCGGCAUAUGGGGGUGAUGAGGAAGCCUUUUUAAGAAAAGUUGUCACUCCAAUAUACAAGACAAUAAAAGAGGAAGCUGAAAGGAGCAAGUUGGAAAAAUCCAAGCAUUCUCAAUGGAGAAACUAUGAUGACUUAAAUGAAUAUUUCUGGUCAGUCGACUGUUUUCACUUGGGUUGGCCGAUGCAAGCGGAUGCUAAUUUCUUUCAGCCUAGAAAUCCAACUAAUGGGAAAAAUGGAGAGAACAAGCCAAUCAAAGGGGAUCAAUGGAUUGGGAAAGUCAAUUUCGUUGAGAUUCGUUCAUUUUGGCAUAUUUUUCGAAGUUUUGAUAGAAUGUGGAGCUUCUUUAUCUUAUCAUUGCAGGUCAUGAUAAUUCUUGCUUGGAAUGGUGGCUCACCAAGUGCUAUUUUUGAUUCUGAAGUACUCAAGAAAGUUUUGAGCAUCUUUAUAACUGCAGCUAUACUUAAGCUAGGACAAGCUAUCCUUGAUAUAAUUCUUAGCUGGAAGGCAAGAAGGAGCAUGUCUUUUGCAGUUAAGCUGAGAUAUAUUUUAAAGGUUGUUUCUGCUGCUGCAUGGGUGGUCAUAUUACCAGUGACAUAUGCCUAUACCUGGGAAAAUCCUAGUGGACUAGCAAGGACUAUAAAGGGCUGGGUUGGGAGUGGACAGAAUCAACCUUCAUUAUACAUUUUGGCAGUGGUUAUAUACUUAUCACCGAAUAUGCUAGCAGCUUUGCUGUUUCUUUUUCCAUACCUGCGACGGUUUCUUGAGAGUUCAAACUACAAAGUUGUAAUGCUCAUGAUGUGGUGGUCUCAGCCUCGGCUCUAUGUGGGAAGAGGAAUGCAUGAAAGCUCUUUCUCACUUUUUAUGUACACAAUGUUCUGGGUAGUUCUCAUACUCACGAAGUUGAUAUUUAGUUACUAUAUUGAGAUCAAGCCUCUUGUAGGUCCCACGAAAGAUAUCAUGAGAACACCAAUAACAACUUUUCAGUGGCAUGAGUUUUUUCCCCGAGCAAAGAACAAUAUUGGUGUUGUGAUUACACUUUGGGCUCCAAUCAUUCUUGUUUAUUUCAUGGAUACACAAAUUUGGUAUGCAAUAUUCUCCACCUUACUUGGUGGUGUCUAUGGUGCAUGCCGUCGUCUUGGUGAGAUUCGAACUUUAGGAAUGUUAAGAUCCCGAUUUCAGUCACUACCUGGUGCUUUUAAUGCGCGUUUAGUUCCUGUGGAACAAUCUGAUGCAAACAAAAAGAAGGGCCUAAAAGCUUCUUUAUCCCGCAGAUUUGCUCAGAUGCCAGAUGUUCAUAAAGAGAAGCAGGCAGCGAGAUUUGCUCAAAUGUGGAACACAAUAAUCACAAGCUUCCGAAAAGAGGAUCUAAUAAGCAACAGGGAAAUGGAUUUGUUGCUUGUUCCAUAUUGGGCAGAUAAGAAUCUUGACCUUAUCCAGUGGCCUCCAUUCUUACUUGCCAGCAAGAUCCCGAUAGCACUGGACAUGGCUAAAGAUAGCAAGAAUAAUGAUGGGGAGCUGAAAAAGAAACUUGGUGCAGAUAGUUAUAUGUCUUAUGCUGUUCGUGAAUGCUAUGCAUCAGUUAAGAACAUUAUUAAAUUCUUGGUUGAAGGAGACCAUGAGAAAAAGGUCAUAGAUGGUAUAUUUCGUGAAGUUGAUGAGCAUAUAACUAAUGAUGAUCUGAUAAAGGAAUUGAAUAUGAGCGCUUUGCCCAGUCUCUAUGAUUAUUUUGUCAAGUUGCUUAGAUUAUUGAUGGAUAACAAGCAAGAAGAAAGGGAUCAGGUUGUCAUUCUUUUUCAAGACAUGUUGGAGGUUGUGACAAGGGAUAUAAUGGAGGACCAACUCUCGAGUCUCCUGGAUUCCAUCCAUGGUGGCUCAUAUGGAAGGAAUGAGGGCAUGACCCCUUUGGAGCAGCAGGUUCAGUUAUUUGCAUCAACUGGAGCUAUCAAGUUUCCAGCACCAGAAUCAGAUCAGUGGACAGAAAAGAUCAAACGGCUUUAUCUUCUGCUUACUGUGAAGGAAUCUGCAAUGGAUGUACCAUCUAACUUAGAAGCCAGAAGGCGUAUUUCUUUCUUCAGCAAUUCUUUGUUUAUGGAUAUGCCUGAUGCCCCAAAAGUUCGUAACAUGCUUUCAUUUUCUGUUUUGACACCCUACUACAAUGAGGAUGUUCUUUUCUCCUUACAUAACCUUGAAGAGCCAAAUGAAGAUGGAGUCUCCAUCCUUUUCUAUUUGCAGAAAAUCUAUCCAGAUGAAUGGACCAACUUCCUUGAGCGUAUGUGCAAAACAGAAGAAGAACUUCGAGGGAGCGAAGAACUGGAAGAGGAGCUUCGUCUUUGGGCAUCUUAUAGAGGCCAAACUUUGACCCGAACUGUUAGGGGAAUGAUGUACUAUCGGAGAGCUUUGGAACUUCAAGGUUUUCUAGAUAUGGCCGCAGAUGAUGAUCUUAUGGAAGGCUAUAAAGCAGCUGAAUUAAUGUCUGAGGAACAUUCAAAACUAGAAAGAUCUUUAUGGGCACAAUGCCAAGCUGUAGCUGAUAUGAAGUUCACAUAUGUAGUGUCCUGCCAGCAAUAUGGUAUUCACAAACGGUCUGGAGAUCCUCGUGCACCAGAUAUUCUUAAGCUCAUGACAACGUACCCAUCUCUUCGUGUAGCUUAUAUUGAUGAAGUUGAAGAAACUAGCAAAGAUAAAAAAAUAGAGAAGGUUUACUACUCUGCUUUGGUAAAAGCUGCUUUGGCUAAUUCUGAUAAUUCUGCUGAAUCAGUGCAAAAUCUAGACCAGGUUAUAUAUAGGAUAAAGCUCCCUGGUCCUGCAAUUUUGGGUGAAGGGAAACCUGAAAAUCAAAAUCAUGCCAUUAUUUUUACACGUGGGGAAGGUCUACAGACUAUAGACAUGAACCAGGAUAACUACAUGGAGGAGGCAUUGAAAAUGAGAAAUUUGCUGCAAGAAUUUUUGAAGCAUGAUGGUGUAAGAUAUCCAUCCAUCCUUGGAGUUCGGGAGCAUAUAUUUACCGGAAGUGUUUCUUCUCUUGCAUGGUUCAUGUCAAAUCAGGAGACUAGCUUUGUUACAAUUGGACAAAGAUUGCUUGCUAACCCCUUGAAGGUUCGUUUUCACUAUGGUCAUCCAGAUAUUUUUGAUAGAAUUUUCCACCUCACAAGGGGUGGUGUAAGCAAGGCAUCCAAGAUUAUUAAUUUGAGCGAAGACAUUUUUGCAGGCUUCAACUCCACACUUCGUGAAGGCAAUAUUACUCAUCAUGAAUACAUGCAAGUUGGUAAAGGGAGAGAUGUAGGUCUUAAUCAGAUCUCACUGUUUGAGGCAAAGAUAGCAAAUGGAAAUGGGGAGCAGACGUUGAGUCGUGACAUAUACAGGCUUGGUCACCGUUUUGAUUUUUUUAGGAUGCUAUCAUGUUAUUUCACCACUAUUGGAUUCUACUUCAGUACCUUGGUGACAGUCCUUACAGUUUAUGUGUUCCUUUAUGGACGCCUCUAUCUUGUUCUUAGUGGACUUGAAGAAGGCCUGGCAGCUGGUAGAAGGUUUAUUCAUAACGAGCCCCUUCAGGUUGCUCUUGCCUCCCAAUCUUUUGUACAGCUUGGAUUUCUAAUGGCUCUCCCAAUGAUGAUGGAAAUUGGCCUGGAAAAAGGAUUUCGCACCGCAUUGAGUGAAUUUAUAUUGAUGCAGUUACAAUUGGCUUCUGUUUUCUUUACAUUUUCUCUUGGAACUAAGACUCACUAUUAUGGAAGGACUUUGCUCCAUGGAGGUGCAGAAUAUAGGGGGACAGGUCGUGGGUUUGUGGUCUUCCAUGCCAAAUUUGCAGAGAAUUACAGGCUGUAUUCUCGAAGUCAUUUUGUUAAGGGUAUUGAGAUGAUGAUAUUGCUUGUUGUUUACCAAAUCUUUGGACAGUCAUAUAGAUCUGCUGCUGCAUACAUCUUUAUCACAAUUUCCAUGUGGUUUAUGGUGGGCACAUGGCUUUUUUCUCCUUUCCUAUUUAAUCCUUCGGGAUUUGAGUGGCAAAAAAUUGUGGACGACUGGACUGAUUGGAACAAGUGGAUCAGCAAUCAUGGGGGGAUUGGUGUAUCCCCUGAGAGAAGCUGGGAGUCAUGGUGGGACAAGGAGCAAGAACAUCUUAAGUAUUCAGGAAAGCGUGGGAUAUUUGUCGAGAUAGUGCUGGCAUUACGCUUCUUCAUCUAUCAAUAUGGGCUUGUCUAUCACUUAAAUAUAACGAAAAAGACCAAAAGUGUUCUGGUUUAUGGAAUUUCAUGGCUUGUGAUCUUAAUAGUAUUGCUUGUCAUGAAGACUGUGUCUGUUGGGAGGCGGAGAUUCAGUGCAAACUUUCAGCUAGUCUUCCGGCUGAUCAAGUUUCUUAUUUUUGUAACAUUUGUUUCCAUCUUGAUCACUUUGAUUGCCCUUCCACAUAUGACGGUGCAAGACAUCAUUGUUUGCAUCCUUGCUUUCAUGCCAACUGGAUGGGGAUUGCUUUUGAUUGCACAAGCUUGUAGAGGUCUCGUGCGAUGGGCUGGGCUUUGGGGAUCCAUCCGCGCACUUGCCCGAGGCUAUGAAAUCAUAAUGGGCCUUCUUCUGUUUACCCCAAUUGCCUUUUUGGCUUGGUUCCCAUUUGUGUCCGAGUUCCAAACCCGAAUGCUAUUUAAUCAGGCCUUCAGUAGGGGUUUGCAGAUUUCUCGUAUCCUGGGUGGGCAUAAGAAGGAUCGCUCAUCUCAGAACAAGGAGUAGAUUAGCCCCUUUACCAGCUCUCAGUCAUGUCAAGUUGGUCAUCUUUGUCAUAUGAUUUAACCUGCAAGUAACCUCUGCUCUGUAGAUUUUGUUAUGUUUGUAUGCCCAUGUGUAUUUCUUGUAAUAAAAAGUGUCAGCUGUUGUAACCACAGGCAGAGCAGUGAGGAAGUGGCUGGUGAAUUUUGGUAAUGCUAUGUACGCUUGUAAGGAUUCUAGGUAUCCUUUUUCUUCUAAUUUUUGUUUUGUAAAAAAAAAUGCAUUUACAAAAACAUCAAUGAUUUUUAUUUUUAAUGAAAUGUUUGUGAUGUUCUCACCAA